UAUGAUUUCUCUCUUUUAUUGUUUUUCUUUCUUAAAAAACCUGCUCAUCUUCUUUGAUUUGUUAACAAUGAAAGACUUCACUUCCUCUCUAUACACAGGCAACACCAAACUCUCUUUCUCUACAAAAAUUAAUCCCUCCAUUUGCAGUAAAUCCCUUAGAAGCCUUUAAUUUAAAUCUGUACAAAUUUCUCAUUUAGAUUCAAUCGCAAACCUAAGGAACUUGUGUUCGAUGAAGAUGAAGAACCUCAGGUGGGUCUAUCAACCGUAUAUAACAAAAUAAAUUCCGCCUCUUCUCUUAUUACCUCUUCGCUUCAGGUGGGUUUCCAUUCUUUAACUUACCGAUGAAUAUGCCAUCAAAUGUGUAGUUGUCGAUGGAUGGAUGGGAAAACUCCGACAAUAAUGCUCAGUUUGAGAGAAGGCAUGUUAUAUUUUGGACAUGAAGCUGUGAAAUAAUGGGCUUUUACUGAAACAGAAAGAGGUCGUGUAAAUACACCAUCAUCGCCAUGUUUAAUCUUCUCCGUCUUCUGCAAUAAUUUUAGGAUAUUUGUUUUCUUCGUCUGUAAUUCAUUAUUUGUGUCUUUGUUUUUUUUUAUUCUUAAGCUACUCUUCAAAUCUUUGUAGAAAUAUUCAUUAUUGUUCAAUUGUAAAACUAUAUUAUCUUCAGUUUCCAAUUUAUAAAAUGGGUUGAACGUUGUGGAUAAAGUAGGGGUGGAGGAGAACGCGGCGGAAGUGAAUUUAACGGUGGUUGUUGCGGUGGUGGAUGUGGCGGCGGAGGAGGACGAUUGACUUGGAGUUUGACCUCAAGUGCUUUCUUUUCUUGUUCUCAGAAUUUAUGGAUUUUUAUUUUGAGGUUAAGAAUGUGGAGGUAAAAGGGAGAGUUUCUGGGUUGUAAAAAUGAAAGUUCCAGAAAAGAAAAAUGGUGAUAGUUUAAAGGGAGAAGCAACACGUGUAAGGCAGGGAUGAUUUAUGUAGAGCAUGUAAAAUAAUCCCGCUAUUAGCUAUUUAAUGUAAUCAAUAAAUUAGCAUAGAUGAAAGAAAUUAAGAGGGUUAGCAUUUUUGUAAGAAAGUCCCGCAAUUAGCCCAGGUCUGUAAUUUUCUCUUAGUAAUUGAUAUUCGAGCUCAGUUCGAAUUGUUUGAGCCAAUCUCAAGUUUUUUCGAGUUAUGAGUAGUCGAGGUGGUUUACACCCCUAAGUAUAUCCCACCAUUACCAAGCAUAUGACUACACUUAUGUCAAAUUAGCUCAAGAAAUCAUCAGAUACACUCACUCGAAGAAUCUUAUCCAUCAACAAAUUGAAUUAUAAACUUGUUAUAACACUCCAACUGACUUGAUUCCUCUCAUUCAGGCAUUUUAUCGAACAUUUUAUAUGCACAAAGACAUCGAAAAAGCAUCCAGCGCUCACCAGACAGACACAUGAACUCAGAAUUUGCCAACUCUGCCCAAACUAAUUUCCUGAGCCGGCAAGAAUCAAAGGUCCCACAGUUUUUGUCCAAUAUAUUUGUCAAAUUUCCACCUGACUUCAGAAACAAUGCUUUGAAAAUCUCUCAAACAUCAAUUUAAUCGAAACAAGAACUAGGCUGUGUCGGUCAGUUUAAGCUUUUUUGAUUACAAUCUUUUUUGUCUCUGAAUCUAAGCUGAACACCUUGUAAAAUGAUCAUCAUAUACAUAAUCUUUUGCCUCAUUCUGCCGAUUGCUGCAGAAGAAACAGAAUGUCCUGAAACGAGUUGCGGUAAAGACGGACCGAUCAUCAGAUUUCCCUUUCGGCUUAAAGAUAGGCAGCCAAGCUACUGUGGCUAUCCUGGAUUUGAUCUGUCUUGUUCGGAUGAUAAACAGACGGUUAUAGAGCUGCCGAUUUCAGUGAAAAUGUAUGUCAAGGAUAUUGAUUACGGAUCCCAGAUGAUUUCUGUCUCCAACCCGAAUACUUGUCAGCCAAGAAACCUCAAAAACCUUGACCUGUAUGCCUCUUCUUUCCAUUUCUAUAUAAAUCCCAGAACUUCUUACAGUUUCUUCAAUUGUACAUCAAGAAUUGUUGAUUUGGGAUCCGACGGUUAUGAAAUUCCUUGCCUUGCAAAUCCUGAAUAUCAGGUCUAUGUGGUUUAUUCCUCGAGUGGUAUAGGUUUCAUGCCAUUCUCAUCUUGCUCCAAGAUUUUUGAAAUUUUAUCAUUUCCAUUUUACUUUAAUUUCUCUGAUGAUAAUCUUCUCUUGAGUUGGUCAGCACCACAGUGUGCUCCCUGUGAAGAAAAAAACAAGAAAUGUGGAAUCAAGAGUAACAGUGAACUCCAAACAGUAUGUUACGGAAAUCUCAGAGCAAGCAGAGGUGCAAUGAAAACGCCAUUGAUUACUGGCCUAGUCCUGGCUUCGCUGCUUCUAGUGGCAGCGGUUCUUGUGCUGUGCGAUAAAUACAAGAAAGACAAAGAAGGUAAAGAAAAUCAAGUCAAGAUUGAAAAGUUUCUGGAGGAUUACAGGGCACUUAAGCCUACAAGAUAUACUUAUGCAGAUAUCAAGAGGAUUACGAAUGAUUUCAAGGAAAAAUUGGGCGAAGGAGGUUACGGAACAGUAUUCAAAGGAAGGCUUUCACAUGAAAUUUAUGUUGCUGUUAAAAUCCUCAACAAUUCUAAAGGUAAUGGAGAAGAGUUCAUCAAUGAAGUAAGAACCAUGGGUCUAAUUCAUCAUGUCAAUGUAGUUCGUUUAGUCGGAUAUUGUGCCGAUGGAUUCAGAAGAGCUCUAGUAUACGAGUUUCUACCAAAUGAGUCACUAGAAAAGUUCAUAUUUUCAUCAAAUAGAAACAAACAUAAUCUUGGUUGGGAGACACUCCUAAACAUUGCUAUAAGUGUGGCGAAAGGGAUCGGGUAUCUUCACCAAGGAUGCGAACAACGAAUCCUCCAUUUCGAUAUAAAACCUAGCAAUGUUCUACUUGAUGACAAUUUCAAUCCAAAAAUUUCAGAUUUUGGAUUGGCGAAAUUGUGUUCUAAGGAUCAAAGUGCAAUAUCUAUGGCUACAGCUAGAGGGACUAUGGGUUACAUUGCACCUGAAGUGUUCUCCAGGAACUUUGGAAAUGUAUCCUACAAGUCAGAUGUUUAUAGUUUUGGAAUGUUGCUAUUAGAAAUGGUUGGAGGAAGGAAAACCAUGGAUGUUACAGUAGAGAAGACAGGCCUAUUAUAUUAUCCUGAAUGGAUAUAUAAUCAUUUGGAAAAAGGGGCUGAACUAAUAAUCUGCUUAGGGGAAAAAGAAGAAGAAGAAUGUAAUGCUGAAAUAGCAAAGCGACUUGCAAUUGUCGGAGUUUGGUGCAUUCAGUGGCAUCCAGUAAAUAGACCUUCAAUGAAAACUGUUGUUCAAAUGUUGGAAGGACAUGAUGAUUUAACAGUUCCUCCUAAUCCCUUCUCGUCUACAAAGUCGUAUAGAAUUCAGCAUGUGAAGCCAUUAGACCUAGAACUAGCUGUUAUUUCUGAAAUAUGAUAUCAAAUUCUAUGCAUAGUUCAAGGUUGUUUCUCUGUUCUCAAAGUGAUGAAGUAUACCUUUCAUUCUCUACUCAAAAGAAAAAACAACGCAAAAAUAAAGAAACAAUCGACUAGUUUGCAGUGAGUUUUUAUUAGCACAUUAAAUAUAAAAUUAAUGAAUCCACC
Messenger RNA from Mercurialis annua (annual mercury), 3621 nucleotides. RefSeq names its product rust resistance kinase Lr10-like. Gene Ontology annotation, molecular function: ATP binding; polysaccharide binding; protein kinase activity. The record is from RefSeq and is a predicted model, not a curated record. The transcript is spliced from 2 exons. Lineage: Eukaryota; Viridiplantae; Streptophyta; Magnoliopsida; Malpighiales; Euphorbiaceae. Bases 1649 to 3454 code for a protein of 601 amino acids. Gene Ontology annotation, biological process: protein phosphorylation.